This is a messenger RNA of Suricata suricatta (meerkat), 1093 nucleotides long. It is a transcript of the gene PDCL2, whose product is annotated as phosducin like 2. Lineage: Eukaryota; Metazoa; Chordata; Mammalia; Carnivora; Herpestidae. The coding region runs from base 340 to 1062 and encodes 240 amino acids. Gene Ontology annotation, cellular component: cytoplasm. The transcript has 7 exons. The record is from RefSeq and is a predicted model, not a curated record. Gene Ontology annotation, biological process: protein folding.
CCAGGUGCACCGGCGUAGGAGGCCCUUGUUCUCCACUCCCUCUGCCUCCCGGGCGGUGGAAACUGCUAGGCCUGCGGCGGGCUCGCUUCCAUCCUGACCUCGGUGUCGGUCAGGAAGACGCCGCCGCCACUGAAGAGCGAAGGGGAACACCAUGCAGAUUCUGGGCGUCAGAAAUUUGUGAGUGGCUUAGCAAGGCGGCUCUGGCUCCAAGUCAGAGUAAAUGAGGACAGCUGAGACAUCAGCGGGGCUGCAGGAUCUGCCUCCAACAUGGCUCCCUCACGUGACUCUGCAGGAGGCCUCAAUUUCCCCACCACUUGGACUUUUCAAUAGGGCUUUUCUAUGGAUCCAAAUGAAGAUACAGAAUGGAAUGAAAUUUUAAGAGAUUUUGGCAUUCUUCCUCCAAAAGAAGAGCCAAAAGAUGAAAUUGAAGAAAUGGUUUUACGUUUACAGGAAGAAGCAAUGGUUAAACCAUAUGAAAAGAUGACUCUUGCACAGUUGAAGGAAGCUGAAGAUGAAUUUGAUGAAGAAGAUAUGAGAGCUAUUGAAGUGUAUAGAGAAAAGCGGUUACAGGAAUGGAAAGCUCUUCAGAAAAAACAAAAAUUUGGGGAAUUAAGAGAAAUUUCUGGAAAUCAGUAUGUGAAUGAAGUCACAAAUGCAGAAAAAGAUGUGUCGGUUAUAAUUCAUUUAUACAGAUCAUGCAUCCCAAUGUGUUUGUUGGUUAACCAGCAUCUUAGUCUCCUAGCAAGAAAGUUUCCAGAAACUAAAUUUGUUAAAGCCAUCGUGAAUAGUUGUAUUCAACAUUACCAUGAUAAUUGUUUACCAACAAUUUUUGUUUACAAAAAUGGUCAAAUAGAAGGCAAAUUCAUUGGAAUUAUAGAAUGUGGAGGGAUAAAUCUCAAGCUAGAAGAACUUGAAUGGAAACUAGCAGAAGUUGGAGCAAUACAGACUGAUUUAGAAGAAAACCCCAAAAAAGGCAUUGUAGAUGUGAUGGUAUCUUCAAUUAGAAACACUUCUCUUUAUGAUGACACUAAUAGUUCAAGCAGUGAUGAUGAUACCAAAUAGAAAUAUUUAAUAAAUAGCUUCAAACUAUUUA